UUUCUUCUUUUCUGAUCAAGACAAAAAAGAGAGGUCAUUUUACCAAUUGAAUCAAUCCACAAUUCCAUCCCCUUUGGAGAAAAAAAGGAAAAAGAAAAAAGAACUUGCCUAUACCUUUUUAACUUCCACUGGACACCACCGUCUACUCUGUCUGUAUGUCCUCUGUUUCUAAUAUUUCUAACUAACUUUUCAUUCCAAAGUAGUAUUUGAAUUCUCAAAUCAUAAUUGUUUGUACUAUUCAAGAAGCACAAUUUGUCACCAAUCAGACAAAAGAUAUUUUAGAUAAAUGGAGUCCGAAAAUGGGGUUCCAGUUGAAGAGGAAAAGAUUGUUGUGGCUGAAAAGAAUGUCAGUGUGAAGGAGAAUGUGAGUGAAAAAACCAAUGCAAAUGAGGAGAAGGCUAAUGUAACACCUAAUGUCAAAACUGAAUUGUCUGGGAAUGUUCCAAAGAGCAAAACAUCAAGUCAAAGAAAGCUUGCUAGUGAUGAAACUACAAAGAACAAUAAAAUGGCUAAGGAUCAGGCUAGUUUAAGAGGCACAGCUGCAUUGACUCGUUCGAAAAAGGCAAGUAUAUCACAAAGUCUAUCGUUCCCUGCAAGAGGUAAUAGUUCCGAUGUAAUGAGGAAGAGCAUUGAUGUCUACCCCAAGAAAUCAGAUGCCAAGGAAUUGAAAACAAAGGGGUUUAAAAAUGAGACUUCACUUUCUAAGGGAUCAUCAGCUUCUAGUUUGAAUCCGAAGGGUAUAUCAGCUGGAGUAUUGAAGAACGCAAACGCAAAUGGAGGUGUUGCAACCAGCAGAAGGACAACUAUUGCAGCCGUUCCCAGUCUCCGUCAGUCUAUGUCCGGGAAAUCUCUUCCGGCCGGUGGAAGUGCAAAGAAAGCUACAUCUGAAGUAUCAAAUGACGAAAACAAAAAACCUACUAAAGCUGCAUUGCUGCCUCUUAAAGAGGAUGAGGAUGCUCGUUCUACCACUUCCUCAAGUACCACUCCUCGUGGACAACGAAGGGCCAGUAUUGCUGGAUUUUCUUUCAGGUUGGAAGAACGUGCUGAAAAGCGGAAGGAGUUCUUGGCAAAGAUAGAAGAGAAGAUACAGGCAAAGGAAGAGGAAAAGAAUAACAUGCAAGCAAAAUCCAAGGAAAACCAAGAGGCGGAGAUAAAGCAACUGAGGAAGAGCUUGACAUUUAAAGCUACACCAAUGCCAAGCUUUUACAAGGAACCCCCUCCAAAAGUUGAGCUAAGGAAGAUACCAACAACACGUGCUGUAUCUCCUAAGCUUGGAAGAAAUAAGAACUCCACAUCGACAACCAACAGCUCUGAAAGUGGAGGAUCGUGUUUGAGUCCAAGAGUUGUCAAAGAACAGGUAAAGUCACCCACGGCCUUGCUGUCAACUAGUGAUAAUGUUACUGGUGUUUCAAAAGGGAAGCCUAUUGAAACCAAGAAGCCGACGAAAAGUUCCUCAACUGCUAAAACUAAAGCGAAAGCUGUUGGAACAAAAUCAAAAGCUGCUGAAGUCAAGAACUUGGAGGAGAAUAUUUGUGAAGAAAAUGCACAAGACAUGCAUGUUAAACCAGCUGAUGAAAAGUGCGAGAUGAAUCCAGCAGACGAAAAUGCAGUUCAACCGUCAAACGCUGUUGUUAUUACAGCUGAAGUCACUGUUGAAGGUUAACGCACUUUAAGGAGUUUCUAGUGUCCUGUAUUCAUAUAUAGGUUUUUCUUUUGGGGUCUCUGAAAAUUUUAUGCUUCAUUGAGUUGUGAAUGGCAUUGUUGUAUGUUGUGUUUAUAAAUUGUAUAUGUUGGUUCGAAAAUGUUUGACAUACUUAUUUUGUUCUAUCUUGUAUCAUGCUCAAAUGAUUCUGCCA
Molecule: messenger RNA, 1856 nt
Organism: Nicotiana tabacum (common tobacco)
Lineage: Eukaryota; Viridiplantae; Streptophyta; Magnoliopsida; Solanales; Solanaceae
Product: protein WVD2-like 4
Molecular function (GO): microtubule binding
Source: RefSeq, a predicted model, not a curated record